Molecule: messenger RNA, 312 nt
Organism: Alternaria arborescens
Lineage: Eukaryota; Fungi; Ascomycota; Dothideomycetes; Pleosporales; Pleosporaceae
Exons: 1
Coding region: 1-312 (103 amino acids)
Source: RefSeq, a predicted model, not a curated record
AUGAUUGAAUCUCCCAAACACAUGCUACGGGAUCUGAUCAAGACAAAGGACUGGUCAGCAGAGGAAGAAGAGGAGGAAGAAGAAGAGGAGGAAGAGGAGGAGGACAGCGAGAAGGAAGAAGUUCAGCCUAGAGAUUUCUACCACCCUUGGGGUUAUACAAUCCACCAUACAUGCUACACGCCUGAGUCGCAAUCGCGAUGGGAAUCUUUAAUCAAAGCGAUCCUACUAGGAGUCGAAGGAACCAUCCCGGGAUUGCGCAAGGAUGAAACACCGCCUAGAUCUCAACUGUUGCUCUCUCUCUCUUUCGCCUAG